CAUAACCUGUGAACCAUUGUGGUGAACCAUAACCAAAUUGUUAACCUCACGAUUCACGAUUUGUUAUUUUUUUUACGAUUUAUACUUUUUUCACGUUAUAAUAAACUUUUAUACUAUAAGAUAAUAAUAUAUUCUGUUAUCUCUGUUAAAAUGGCUAUUAUUGCAAAACAUUGGAAACCUGUAAAUUUAGAUGGUCCAAUAUUAGCAAACAUUGCCUCCGAAGGCCUUAUUGGUAUUGAGGAAUGCUUCGAUUAUGAUUUAAAUGAUGUAAUAACAGCAAAGAGGAAAAAGAAUGUCAAAUCUCAAACCAAAAAUAAGAAACUUAAAACAUCUGAAGAAGUUCUUACACCAUCUAAACAAGGUUUCACUAGUAAUAAUGAAGAAAGUCGAAACAUAGAAGAUGAAGAUAUAAAUACGUUAACAGCAUGGGAUGGAUAUUCACUUCCAACUUCUAUAUUAAGAGCAUUGCGAGACCUGAAUUUUGAACAACCAACUGAAAUACAGUCAAUUACACUACCAGCAGCCAUUCUAGGGAAGAGAGAUAUUCUUGGAGCAGCUGAAACUGGCAGUGGUAAAACUUUAGCUUUUGGAUUACCUAUUUUAACAGGUAUUUUAAGACUAAAGGAAAAUGAAAUCUCUGAAGAGGUUAUCUCUGAUGAAGAUAAUAAUGACUGUGAUAAUGAUUUAGAUGUAGAUAAAAAUGGACUGGGCUGUGUAAAAGUAGUUAAGUUAGAAGAUCAAAGAGCUAAAAAACCACUAUAUGCAUUAAUUCUAACUCCUACAAGGGAACUUGCAAUGCAGGUUAAAAACCACAUAAAAAAUAUAGCCAAAUAUACCAAUAUUAAUGUUGCUGUAGUGGUGGGGGGUAUGGCUGCAGUAAAACAAGAAAGAGUUCUUAGUAAAGGACCAGAAAUAGUAGUGGGAACACCAGGUAGAUUAUGGGAAUUGAUUCAACAAGGAAAUGAACAUUUAUCUCAGAUAUCUAAUAUAAAGUUUUUAGCUAUUGAUGAAACAGACAGAAUGUUAGAAAAGGGACAUUUUAAAGAACUCCAUGAUCUACUAGAAAAAAUUAAUUUUGAUGAACAUUCUAAGAAAAAUAGGCAAAAUUUUAUAUUCUCCGCAACUCUUACUUUAGUUCAUGACAUUCCUAGACAUUUAAUAAACAAAAUUAAAAUGAAAGGUAGAAAGAUAUCAGAAAUGACCCCAGAACAGAAACUUCAAAAAAUUGUUAACACUAUCGGUGUCACAAAUCCAAAAAUAGUAGAUCUAUCUCAAGGCACAGGUACAUCAGGAACAUUAACUGAAUGUCGCAUUACAUGCCCAAUUGAAGAGAAAGAUUAUUAUGUUUACUAUUUUCUAAAGAAACAUUCUGGGCGAACACUAAUAUUCUGUAAUUCUAUUGGAUGUGUUAAAAGACUUACAACUUUACUUACUUUGCUAGAUUGCAGUCCCCUUCCACUUCAUGCCAGUAUGCCACAAAGACAAAGAUUGAAAAAUCUUGAUAAAUUUAAAGAUAUGGAAAACAGUAUACUUAUAGCUACAGAUGUUGCAGCCCGGGGACUAGAUAUUCCAAAAAUUGAACAUGUUUUACAUUAUCAAACUCCUAGAACUAGUGAGAGUUAUGUUCACAGGUCAGGCCGUACAGCUAGGGCUUCAAACAAGGGUAUUACAGUAUUAAUUAUGGAACCAAACGAAUUUGGAAGUUAUAUUAAGUUGUGCAAGACUUUAGGAAAAAAUGAAGAUAUACCCAUAUUUCCUGUGGAGGAUAGAUUUUUAAAUGCUGUUAAAGAAAGAGUCAAUUUAGCUAGGCAGGUGGACAAAUUACAGCUUCAAGUGAAAAAAGUCAGUUCUGAAGAGGGAUGGCUACAAAAAGCGGCAAACGAAAUGGACAUAAUUGUCGAUGGAAUGUCAAAGAAUUACGAUUCCGACGAGACAAAUUCUAACAAGAAAUUAGCAGACUUAAAAAGAAAACAGCUAACGAUAUUAUUAGCUAAGCCUAUAUUUCCAAAAGGAUUUAGCGGAAGAUUUCCAGAACUCAGUUUGGAAAAUGUAACUGGUUUUAAUGGAGUUAGUGCUGAAAGAAAAGCGGUCGAUGUGAUGCAAGAAGCUAUAAAUAAGAGUUCUAAAACAAAAAGGCGUGUAAAGUUGUACAAGCCUAAAGAUAAAACUGAGAAAAAGAAGAGAGAUGUUGUAAUAAAGUUGGGGAAGAAAAAUAAUAAAAUAUCUAAAAACAGGACCUUCAAGAAGAAAAGGCAUAGUUAAGUAAUUUGUUUAUAAUUAUUAUAAAAUAUACGUUUUAAAGUUUUUAUA
Sitophilus oryzae (rice weevil) is the source of this 2310-nucleotide messenger RNA. Its product is annotated as ATP-dependent RNA helicase DDX24. The coding region runs from base 151 to 2262 and encodes 703 amino acids. The record is from RefSeq and is a predicted model, not a curated record. Gene Ontology annotation, cellular component: nucleolus. The transcript has 8 exons. Lineage: Eukaryota; Metazoa; Arthropoda; Insecta; Coleoptera; Curculionidae. Gene Ontology annotation, molecular function: nucleic acid binding; RNA helicase activity; ATP binding.